Penicillium chermesinum is the source of this 1287-nucleotide messenger RNA. RefSeq names its product Zn(II)2Cys6 transcription factor domain-containing protein. Gene Ontology annotation, molecular function: zinc ion binding; DNA-binding transcription factor activity, RNA polymerase II-specific. Bases 1 to 1287 code for a protein of 428 amino acids. Gene Ontology annotation, biological process: regulation of DNA-templated transcription. NCBI's taxonomy places the organism in Eukaryota, Fungi, Ascomycota, Eurotiomycetes, Eurotiales, Aspergillaceae. The transcript is spliced from 2 exons. The record is from RefSeq and is a predicted model, not a curated record.
AUGCGCAAGGUUAAAUGUGACGAAGAGAAGAACAGGGUCCAGGGCCUAGCAGAACCGCAGUGCAAGCGCUGCAAAUCGGCACGUAUCCGCUGCGAGUGGAAAGGUGGGCCUAUUCCGCGCAAGCGGACGGGGACUUCUUCACCGAUCUCGCAGAAGCCCCGAUCCAAAUCCCAACAGCUCAAUCACGAUGGGGGUAAUGAGUACGACUGGAAAUCUCCCAACGUGGAGCCUCAUGACGUGCAGGGUGACGGGGCGCUCCUCUCGCCCUUGCAACGUAUUGAUACUGAACAGCCGAGUGUCUGCCUGGAAGCUGCCAAUUCGCUGAAGAUCACUGCAGUGGACCGCGAAUGUAUCGAUUACCUUCGAACAUCCACAUUGGUGAUUGUCCUUGGGAAACACUGGCCUUGGUCGACCGUGUCCUAUGCAUAUCAUAAGAUUGCUGUCACACAGCCCAUGGUUAUGAGCAUGAUCUUGGCGAGUACCGCAAGGGAAAUCCAUAGAUUGCGUGUCAGUGAUGAUCAAUGUUUCUUGAGUGAUUCCAGUGCGUACGAGCCAUUCGAGUUGAGUGGCCAGGCACAUUAUGGCCAGGCAUUAUGGGCGCUCCGCCAGGCUCUCAAAGAGGAUGUCAAGUCGCCGCAGGAUAUAGAAGCUAUAUUCAUCACCCUAUGGCUUAUAAUUGAUUACGAAAACAGAUUUGGUGGCGGGGAACCUGCCAUUCAUAUCCAUAUACGGGGAAUAGAGACUAUGUUUCACAAUCAUGUUGCCCCUUUACUUCACAGCAUACCGCACAGCCCGGGCUCGUCAAUAGUACUUCCAAGUCCGACUUCGGCAUCUCUCCAACUUCAAAUGCCCGAGGACCGGAUAAGUGAAGACAUUGACUGGGUCAGUCUGGAGGACCCCUACCUAACAAGGACAGCAAACCUAUCUCCAGCCCAAAUAUCGCUGGACGGAUUAAGCAGUACUUCAGUCCCCCUCUUCCUGCUAUGGACCCUAUACUUCUUCACCCCCUUCCGCACAUGCAUUUGGUCCCGACAAUCUGCCUCCCGCUUCUGGGGCGAGGAUUACCCGUUGUCGGCCCAGUUGGAUGAGUUGGAGAAUCUUCCCGGUCUGACACUGUACCACCGCAGCCACGUCAUACAGUUCCGCAUUACCGAACUGUUCAACCGUGGUCCGACUGUAGACACGGAUAUUCAGGGUUCAUCCCAGUACCAGUGUCUAGUGGACGACAUCCAUAUCCUGACCAGCGUAAGUUCUGUGCGGGCAAAUCUUCCGAGCGGAUCGAAUUAA